AGCGAAGAAGAGUCCUGUGUAAGACCUGUAGGGAAUCCCUGGACGGAUACAAGGACAAAACAUGUCAUUUGCAAUCUCUAUCGGUUUUAUAUUUUGUUUCAGCUUUAUAACUGCCAGCCAGAGCUGUAUGUGCCGGUUUAGAGGACUGCGAAAAGACUUUUGUGCCGCUGCCAUCGGUAAGCAAUUGCAGUGCAAAAACAUGGCUACUAUUUUAGUUCAAUUUUGGUAGGGUGAAGUUCUUGGUCACAAUUCAAAGAAAGGCGUAAGAGAUUUUUCAAUAUAUUUUAUUUUUUGUUUUUUUCCUCUUAGCAAACACAUUAGUAAUGUAUUUAUAUUUAAAAUUUUAUUGUUAUCGACAUAUGUAAAAAAUAUAGAAUUAUAGAUUCCAUUGUAAAUAGAUUUUAGCCCUUGAAAUAAAGAUAUAAGCUUGUUUGUUAUUAUCAUCUAUAUCACUAUUAUUAAUAUUUUUUUAUGCAUUUGUUCCACAAUAUGCACUAGCCACCCUCGUGUUUAAGUUUAAGAGCUCAUGUUCUUUUCAAAAUUCAGGACUAUGAUUUCUUUCGAUUUUUUUAAACAGUCAUGAAAGCCAAGGUUACGUCCAACGCUACAAAUGCCAUCCAUGUCCAGUCUGAUAAUGACACAUUCAGCCUUUAUUCUUCUUCUCAAGUCUACAAUCUGAAAAUUGUUGAAGUUUUCAAGGGUAAAGAACAUCUUAAUCAGCUGGCAGGAUUCACGCCAUCUAUCAGAGGCGAGAGCCCAGUGCAUACAGUUGAGCUGCACACCCCUCCUCGGUUUAUUUCAUGCAGCUUCCUGCUCCGCGAAGGUCAGGAGUAUCUCCUGUCAGGCAGACUAGACAACAACAAGUUAAGUUCCGAAUUUUGCGAUAUCCGUCUGGAGUGGGGUGAUAUCACGCCAAGGCAGGAAUAUGGUGUUAGGGUAAAAUACGCUGAGGACUGUUAUGAUGGAGAAAUUAGAGUCCAUAACCAGUUUCAAGACCAAUGGCCGUAAUUUGUAUCGCGAUUCAUAAUUUCUGUUCGUACUGAAGUGCUAGAAUCGUAUUUUUUCAACUGUUGUUGUGUGCAA
This is a messenger RNA of Pocillopora meandrina, 1083 nucleotides long. Lineage: Eukaryota; Metazoa; Cnidaria; Anthozoa; Scleractinia; Pocilloporidae. The record is from the annotation of a GenBank genome assembly.